GACAAGCAGUGGUCAAGUGGGAUGACAAAUGCUCUUCAUUGGGUAUCAUCAUCAUUGCAAGAGGUGGCUGAUGACAGAGAAGCAGAUGGUGGAGAGGAGAUCAUUCCUUUGGUUCCCAUUACUGAGGAGGCUAUGACUGCUAUGGAAAAUCCACAGUUCCUUAAACUUCUGACUGCCCUGAACAUUGUCCCACCUUCAGAUGAACAGGAGAUAUAUUGGCAUAUUCCAGGGCAUCUGAAUGUUCAAGAUCUUAAGAAAAGGACUGAGAUCAUUAAUCAAGCACUAGAUGGGAGUUUGAUAACACAACAUAGUGGUGAGGGGAUAGAUGGCAGUGCAGGAAGUAGACAAGAUAAUGACGCAGAUGGGAACAUAAACAUUUCUGAAGAAAGAGGAUUUUCAAGCAAACAAGCAGCUUAAACAAAGAUACUGAAGGUAAAAGGAAUAAGAAUAAAAAUCCUGCAUGGAAAGUCUGGAAGCACCUGCAGCUUGAUUCAGAUUCUGAAACAGAAGAAAUAAAUCGUUAAUUCAAACAGGUGAAGCUUCAGAGAGUAUCAUCUCAGGUGAAAGUCCAUGAAAUAGAGGGAAAAUUUUUAUGUUGGAUUCUGAAAAAAAAUGAAAAAAAGCAGUAACUCCAUGAUGUGGAAAGUUGAUUGUCCCACUGCCGCAGGAAGUGAGAUGGAUGGUGAUUUAAACAGAACUACAAAGAAGAAGCUCACACACUUCAUACUUAACUCAGAUUCUGAAACAGAGGAAAUAAGCCUUAGCCCAUUUGUUCAGAAUGACUACAUUCCUGACACAAAAAGUGUAACAGAUGGCAGUUCACAUGGGACUACGAAGUAUGUUGUCACCAGUGUCGCACUGAAUUCCGAUUCUGAAAAUGAAGUCACCGGAGCCCAAGCUGAACCGACAAGGCGUGAAUACAAAAGAGUUCUUGGCGGCUCAGACUCAGAUGGUGACAUUUCACAUUCCAUCAAAAGGAGCAAGACCACAUUUUCUGCUGAUGAGACUAAUACAAUGGACAUAGAAAAAAGACAUUCAGUGGCAGAAACAGAUGGUAGCAUUUAUAUGCGGAAAUAUAAAUGUAGAAUUAUUUUGAGUGACGAGGAAGACAAUGUUUUGUAAAUUGAAUCACUAUAACAAGGUGGCAUUUUGACAGAAUUGCAUUAACCUGUAUCAUUCAUUAAUAGGGUGUUUUCAUCCCCCAGGGUAAAGAUGUUUGUAUUGAAAACAUACCCUCUGUGCAUGCUUCUUCAAGGACAGUAUAAUGCUCAUCUGAUAAAAGGUUAACAAGAAUCAUACAGUGAAUAAUUUUUACGAACCAAGUAUUAGCUUAUAUUCCUACUUGUAUAGAAAGCAUGCCCUUUUAAUUAAUUUGUAAAUAAACUCGUUAAAAGCACCAUUCAUAUUCUGAAUAGGAGUGUUCCUUCCACUUGUUUCCUUUUAUUAGAAUUCCUCCAGGAUAGACUGAAUGGAAAGUCACUCCAUGUAUAAGCCGUAUAGUGAACAAAAGCCAAAUGUGUGAUAUCUGAGAUGUUCAAAGCAGUAGAAUGUUCAGACUGUGCUCUUCUGGGAUAUAUGUCGUAACACUUUGUAGUCAGGUUAUUCACUGCUGCCUCCACAUUCAGGAUAGAAGUUCACUUGCACCUGAAGAUGAUGUCUCCCUAAUUAGGUUAUUUGCAUCAUCAAAUAGCAGAAGGCUCUGUCUUAGUCCUCCUGGCAGGGAUCAUCUUGUACAGCCUUCGAGCCAUAUUUCAUUGUUGUCCCUAUUAGGAUGUAUCAUAUACUCGGUACUACUGGCCAUUUUUCCUAUACGGGGUGUGUCCCUUUAGGAGGUUUAGCCAAAGUUUUAUACAGUUGUCCAAUUCCACACUUUUUCAGAGCUUUAGCUUUGAUUUAGUUGUAUGUUCUUGUGGUGAUUUCAUAAGAAUACAAGAUGGAGUUCAUCCUGCAUUCACUUGUAUCUCACAUUUUUCAUGAUGGGUGUUGUGUUGGAAAUGCUAGCACUACAUCAAGGGAAUAUCAACAUCCUUACUGGAGCUACCCAGAAGAUGUACUUGCAAUAGUACACUGAAGUUUGUGGGAAACAGGUGUAUCCUUCUAACCAUUGCAGGGCCAAACUAGUCAAUUGGGCUUCAUCCCACAUAGCCAUGAACUGUGCAUAAAUCCGCAUUACACGAUCAGACAUAUCUUAAAGAUAAAAGUCAAACUGGACCCAGCUAAUAGUGUUAGAAUCUUUGCUUUUCAUUCAUUAACUGAAAGCAAUAAAUUAAAACUUAAAUCUAAAUGACAGCAUGUAUACAUAUAAGGACAUCAUUACAUUUUCUAAAAGGUGCCCAAACAUAAGAAGGGCAAUGAAUCAACAGUUUCCUUAUAAUCCCUACUCCAUUUUAUUUCCCCAAUAACUUUGAAAGUUUGGCUGUAGGAUUUUGAGGCACUCUGUAUGCCAAACAUUAUGUAGCUUUAUAUUCAAUGCACAGGGCAAGAAGACAGGCGUCAGCAGAGGCAAUAUUAUGUGUAGUUAAGCAGGCUAUGUAGACCAUAAGGGCAGGUAGACUGCCCUAGCAGUAGCAUGUAGUGAGAGGUAUAUGUAGCCAGUAUAAAUUGAACCAAGACAUGCAGCAAUAGAGCCACUUCCAAGGUCAGGUAAUCAGGCAUA
Messenger RNA from Cryptotermes secundus, 2656 nucleotides. Its product is annotated as protein timeless homolog. Lineage: Eukaryota; Metazoa; Arthropoda; Insecta; Blattodea; Kalotermitidae. The transcript is spliced from 4 exons. The coding region runs from base 22 to 417 and encodes 131 amino acids. The record is from RefSeq and is a predicted model, not a curated record.